AAAUAUUGCGUAUGAUUUUCAUGAGAGUUUUACAAAGUUUGUAUGGGAUCCGUGUGGAACAUUUUUACACGAUGCCAGUGACAUUUGAAACAGCAUAUCCUCAGAUUUUUGAAGGCUUUCUACCCAUAGGAAACCUAUUUGUUAAUAUGGAGCGAUUUUUCCCCAUCUGUCGUGUCAAUGACUUCCAGAUUGCAGACAUUAUACAUCCAAAAGCAAACAGGACAGCUCGAUUUUUGAGUGGUAUUUUAAAUUUUCUAUUCUUCUGUGACUCACGGCGUGAAGUCUACUUGGAAAUCCAGAGUGUACAUAAAGCAGCAAUGGAGAAAGAGCAACAACUUCAGGUGGCAAUUCAGGAUGCAACACGGAAGCUGGAAAAGAUGGAUAUUGUUCCUGCAGACCAAGAAGUAGAGUUCAAGGAGCUGUCUCAAGAAAUUCAAGAACUACAGCAUAAACUCAACCAAGAAUAUUGGCAGAAAACAAAUGUUUUACAAGAAGUGAUCCACCAAAAAAGAAUGGAAAUUGCAGAAAAAAAUCAAAAUUUAAACGAUCUGAAAAUGGCAGUCUGUUAUCUAAAACAAGAACAAGAGCAACUGAAGUCCAGGAUUACAGAGUCUCCAGAGACACUCACUAAUAUCAGGGAACGGAUGAAGCAGACACAGCAGAAGAUUAAAAAAGACAAGCAAGAAGUAAUUGAGAAGUAUGAAUCUUAUAGAGACUUGGUAGAGAUGUUUCCAUCGUGUCAACAGGAGGUCCAAUUUUAUAGAAAGAAAAUGCAAACACAAGGAGCAAAUAUGGAUAAGCUAUCAAAUAUAUUGGCCCAGAUCAGAAUGUUGGAGGACCAGAUUGAGAAUAGCAAAAGUGGACUGAAGAAUGCUAAGACAGAGGAAAUAUCAUUGAAGAGAUUAGUCACAGUUAAACGUGAAAAACUUGCUGCUGUUGAAAUUAAACUUAAAAAGAUAUAUGAGAAUACUGAACUACAGAAACAGGCGAUAACUGAAUGCUGCAAUAAAUUUCAAGAGAAGAGAGGAGUUGUCUGUGAAAAACUGACAGCAACAGACACAGAAAUCAUGCAACUCAAAGGUGCCAUUCAACAGCUCAGUGACAGUAUUGGGAAAGAGAAGGUGAAAGAGAAGGAGAUCUACCUCAGCUUGAGGGUUGGCUUGGAGAAAUACCAUGAAAAUCUGGCCAGGACAAUGAACAGCUACAUAUCAUCGAGAGAAGACAAAAUUGAUCAAUUAAUUGGACUUUUUUGAUAUUGUAAUUCUAAGUAUUUUAUAUCAUUUUCUUGAGCUAAAAAUAUCAAGUAGCCUGUUAAUUGCAGAACUAUAGAGCUUACAAAUUUCUGUUGAAGUGUCAAAUGACUAUUUUCUGGUUUCCAUUAUGUUAAUAUUUUCUUAAAUGAGUAGUAUUGAGAGAUGCAAACUUGGAUUUGCUUUCAUCGGAUAAUAGCCUUACGAAUGGACAUAUAUUUCUAAAUUUUCUUUUGUCAUAUAAUAAAGAUUUGUGAAUCUAAAAGUUUAUAAACCCUAACUCAACAUUUUCUCUGUUAGUCUGGUUCUUUUUAAUCACUUUGUAAAAAAAAAUCACCUGAAGUUUCAGCAACAAAUAUUGGCCAUUGAAGUUUUUGAAUUUCAAGAUCUUAUGCAUACUAUUGCAGAUAAUUCCUGUAGUAGAGGAGUAUCAGACUCACAUCAUUACAGCAGUAUCACAUGAUGUAUUGAGACUUUUUUUCCCUUUGCUAAACUGGGCGUGGGCGUGGCCAGCAUGUGACGCAUCUGGCCCAUGGGCCAGGAGUUUGACAGCCCUGCUCUAGCACAAAUUAUUUUAACAGCCCAAAUCUCAGAAGAUUAUUAAAUUCUACAAGAUCUUGGCCUUGCAGAAAAUCUUGCAAACAUUUGCUCACACCAUGCUAGGAAUAUUUAAUCUUGAAAUUGGAGUCCUAUGAACAUCAUCUGAAUGACUUGCCUGAGCUAAGGUGCCCACUGCAUCAUGUUUCUGAUAGAGGGCUUACAUAUGAUUUAGAAAUUUGCUAAAAAAUAAAAGUUAAGACUCAUUAACCUACAUGUUUCAUUUUUCUAUAUAAACCAAAUUUGAUAAUCUCUUUCUGAUGCAUUAAUGGUGAUGUGUUUAUAAAGAAUAUAACAUGGAUAUUUUUUUUAUAAAAAUUGCUAAUUUUUAUCUAAAGGAAUCUUUAGCUCAAUAUUAAUUAGCAACCUCAAAUUCAGCAUUUUAAUAAAGAUUAGAUUUAUAUUCAAUAAAAGUCCAUAAAAGUUAUUGUUUUACUCAUUUUAAUGAAGUACUAUAAUAGAUAAAACAAUAACUUUUCAAAUGUU
This is a messenger RNA of Notechis scutatus (mainland tiger snake), 2333 nucleotides long. The record is from RefSeq and is a predicted model, not a curated record. NCBI's taxonomy places the organism in Eukaryota, Metazoa, Chordata, Lepidosauria, Squamata, Elapidae.